AUGCGAGAUCCGUCUGCUCAGUCCUUUACUUCUCUCUAUUCUAACGCUCGCACUUUUCUGCCAUGGGGCUCUUGUCGGUGGGCUCUGCGUUGCCCAUUCCACUCCCACGCACUGCUGACGCUGGCGACACCUACCGCCCUCGUGAGAGAUCUCGCUCCCCUCGCCGUCGCUCCAGAAGUCCCGGCAGACAAGGACGUCGCAGAUCUUACUCCCCUCGAAGCAGGUCCAACAGUCGAGACGACUACCGACGUGGUCGCGACCGCUCCCCGAUGGCUGGCACAGGAGCUCCUGGAGGCGGCCCUCCCGCUGGCUUCAACGAUGAUGUCCAACGUGCGUGAAUCCUCCCAGCAGGACCGCCGAGUCUACGUUGGCAACCUUUCGUACGAUGUCAAAUGGCAUCAUCUCAAGGACUUUAUGAGACAGGCUGGAGAUGUUCUCUUUGCCGACGUAUUGCUGCUUCCUAAUGGAAUGUCGAAGGGAUGCGGGUAA
This is a messenger RNA of Akanthomyces muscarius, 489 nucleotides long. RefSeq lists its product as uncharacterized. Gene Ontology annotation, cellular component: cytoplasm; nucleus. Gene Ontology annotation, molecular function: mRNA binding. The record is from RefSeq and is a predicted model, not a curated record. The transcript has 8 exons. Lineage: Eukaryota; Fungi; Ascomycota; Sordariomycetes; Hypocreales; Cordycipitaceae. Bases 1 to 489 code for a protein of 162 amino acids.